AUGAUUCUUUUUAAUACUCUAAGUCUAGCAAGAACAAACGCUAUUCUGAAAAAAUCGGUACUAUUACAAUCAACAUAUUCUCGUUUAUAUGCUAAAUCCCAAAAAUCUAAAUCAUCAAAAGCUGGAUCUUUAACUGUUGAUCCACCACAGCCGUGGGGACCGAUUCCAACACAAGGACAAAUCAAUUACCAUAGAGAAGAACUUUCCGCAUUCAUUCACUAUGGCAUGAACACAUUUACAGGAGUUGAAUGGGGUAAUGGCCAUGAAGAUGAGAAUUUAUUCGUUCCUGAUGGAUUGAAUACAGACCAAUGGGUUGCAACACUUAAGAAAGCCGGUUUUAAGAGAAUUAUUAUGAUUGGACGUCACCAUGAUGGAUUUUGCCUCUGGAAGUCCAAUUACACCCAACACCAAGUUAAUGCAAGUAAGCAAUUCCAAGAAACAUCCAAGAAAUUAGGUCAAUCUGGUGAUGUUAUUGAAGAAUUGUCAAAGAGUUGCUCAAAGUAUGACAUGAACAUGGGAGUUUACUUAUCUCCAUGGGAUGCCAACUCCAGUUAUUAUGGAAAUGAGCAACUUUACAAUGAAUAUUACAUGAACCAGCUCAGUGAAGUUCUUGGAAGUGCAGACAAGCGCUAUGGUAACAAAGGCAAGUUUGUUGAAGUCUGGAUGGAUGGCGCUAAAGGAACAGGUGCGGCAGAUCAAAAGUAUUGGUUCUUGAAAUGGUUCGAACUGAUUGAAAGAUUACAACCAGGAGCUGUUGUCUUCUCUCCAUACGGUUCAACUGUUCGUUGGAUUGGAAACGAAGCAGGUCACGCUGGCGAAACUUGCUGGUCCAAAUUAAACCAGACAAGACAAAGAGCAUGGUACGAUAAGACCGGUGGUGAUGAGCCAGCAUAUCUUAAUGCAGGUGAUCCAACAGGAGAUAUUUGGUCUAUCGGUGAAUGCGAUGUUUCAUUAACUUCAGGAUGGUUCUGGAAAGCAGGCAAAGUUCCAAAGACAAUGCAAGAACUCUCUGAUUUAUACUUCAAGUCCGUUGGCCGUGGUCAGCCAUUCUUAUUAAAUGUUCCACCAAAUACAACCGGUUUAAUGGAUCAGGCCUUCCUUAACAGAGUUGCCGAGCUUGGAGACACAAUUGACAAGACAUUCUCUCUCAACUUUGCUUCAACACCAACUGCAUCUGCAACAGCAUCAAGCUACAGAGGAAAUGAUGACAAAUACAGUCCAAAGAAUGCAAUUGAUGACAAAUUCGAGACAUACUGGACAAUGGAUGAUGACAAGAAGACAGGAUGGAUCGAAAUUGAUUUAGGACAAACAAGAAAAUUCGAUAUCGUUUCAAUUUCUGAACAUAUCGAACUUGGCCAGCGUGUUGAGAAGUUCCUUGUUGAAUACCAAGCAGAAAAUUCACAGACAUGGAACAAAUUCGAAGAAGGAACAACAAUUGGCGCUAAGAGAUUAUGUCGCCAAAUUGCAGUAACAGCAAGAAAAGUUAGAAUUACAAUUGUUUCAUCACAAGCUGUUCCUAUCAUUGAUAAGAUUGGUGUAUACAAGGCUUAUGGUGAGUUCGAAUUAGGAUCAGGAAUUCCUGAUGGUUUAGUCGAAGUUUUGUCUGAUAAAUUCAUUUUGGCUGAUAGAUGGAACCAUGAAAGUGAAGGAAUUUGGACAACAAAGGUUGCUGCUUUUGCACAAUAUGAAUUUACUGGCUCCAAGUUCUUUGUUUAUGGUAUUGUUGAUCCAAGUCAUGGCCAUGUCGAUGUUUUUGUUGAUGAUCAGAAAGUAGAUACUUUCGAUUCACAUGCCUCUGAAAGAAAAUUACGUCAAUUACUCUUCUCUUCACCAGACUUUGCUUAUGGAAAACAUACAGUAAGAUUAGUUCUUGUUGAUAAGGCAAUGGCACUUCAUUCUCUUGAAUUACUUACAAAUGAAGGCCGUGGUAUGUUUGAAAUCGAAAAAUUAGAUUAUGAUGUACCAAAAGGUGGCAAAUUCCAACUCAAGAUUAAGAGAGUUGGCGGUGUAGAUGGUGAAUGUAAAGUUACAUUGCAAACAACACAUGGAUCUGCUGUUCAUGACAGACAUUAUGAAGAUAUAACACUUGAUUUAGAAUACAAACAAAAUGAGAAUGAAAAGACUGUUUUUAUCCAUACAAUCAAUAACACAGAAACAACAGGAAAUCUUACAUUCUUCUGCCAAAUUGUUGAUCCAACAAACAAAGCAAUUAUUGGAUAUAACCAAUUAUCAACUGUUACAAUAUACAACGGAAAGGUUCCUCCAGAGGCAUUGAUUAAAGUAACAGCUGAUAAAUUCACAACAUCUGGCGAAUGGCAUGAUUUCGAUGAAUCAAAUGGAGCUGAAAAUGGAAUUUGGUCAGAAGUCAAUGGAUCGUAUGCUGAAUACACAUUCUCAGGUACUAAAUGCUACGUAUUUGGAACAACAGGAAAGAAAGAUUCCUUUGUUGAAGUUUAUGUCGAUGGUGUCAAGGCCAGAUCAUUCUUUGUCUUUGCAGGUGAAAUCCAUAAGAAUGUUCUUAUCUUCGAAUCGAAUGAUUUAACUAACCAUGAUUUACACACUGUUAAAGUUUUGUUAUAUGAUGGUUUCAUCGGUGUAAACUACCUUCAAAUUCUUGAUAACGAUGAAGCAGGUAUUUAUGAAUUUAACAUGACAAGAAGAAUAGUUCAUAACGGAGACAAAACAUCAACUACAGUAAAGAGAUUAGGUGGUGACAAGCGUAAAUCAUAUGUCACAGUCAAAUCUAAGGAUGGAACAGCGAAAAGUGAUGUUGAUUACAAACCAAUCAAUACUAAAUUAUUCUUCGAUGUUAAUGAAAACGCGAAGGAAGUAAUAAUAGAAACAAUAGAAAACAAAGAUCAUGAUAAGAAUAUUACAUUUAAUCUAGAAAUUAGUGAUGCAACAAAUGAUGCUUUAAUUGUAUUCAAUAACGUAACUGAAAUCGAAAUCAAUGCUAAACCAAAUCCAACUGAAUUACCAACACCAACUCCAAGCCCAGCUAAGGAAAAUACAACUAAAUUUGUUAUUAUAUUUGUUGCUGUUUUGGUUGUUAUUUUGGUUUGUGUUGCUGUUAUCUUUGUAGCAAUGAGAAAUCAUUGA
Trichomonas vaginalis G3 is the source of this 3099-nucleotide messenger RNA. Its product is annotated as alpha-l-fucosidase family. Lineage: Eukaryota; Parabasalia; Trichomonadida; Trichomonadidae. The transcript has a single exon. Gene Ontology annotation, biological process: glycoside catabolic process; fucose metabolic process; cell communication. Gene Ontology annotation, cellular component: lysosome; membrane. The coding region runs from base 1 to 3099 and encodes 1032 amino acids. Gene Ontology annotation, molecular function: alpha-L-fucosidase activity. The record is from RefSeq and is a predicted model, not a curated record.